This is a messenger RNA of Cuscuta epithymum, 2044 nucleotides long. NCBI's taxonomy places the organism in Eukaryota, Viridiplantae, Streptophyta, Magnoliopsida, Solanales, Convolvulaceae. The record is from the annotation of a GenBank genome assembly.
ACCUUACCAAAUUUCUUCCUUCCCUCAACCCGCUUUCUAGCCUCUUUGAGCAUCGUUUGGCACUGUAUUUUUGUUCUCUAUUUUAAAAAGAUCGGAAGUAUUCUUGAGGAAAGUAUAACGCUUACAGUCCAACAUCUCACCCAAAUUCAUUCAACCUAAACCCAGAGUUCUCUCUUUAUCUGCCUUCGUCACACAUGUCUGGUAAAAUGUCCGAUACUUUGCUGGCUUUGUAAGAAAUUCGAGUACCCUUUUCCUUUUCCUGCUUGCUUGGCCAUGCAAGUUCAGAGCACUUUCCAUUUUCAUUGAUCGAGCUCGGUUUUGGGUUAAGACGCGGAGAAAGAGACAGCGCGAUGAAGAACAAUGAAGAUCAAGCGAGGUCCUUGUUUGGGAUUUCUUUAUCUGAUCGACCAAUAUGGCAGCAAUUCCUCAUUUGCUCAUCUGGGUUCUUCUUCGGUUACCUUGUCAAUGGCAUUUGCGAGGAGUAUGUGUAUAAUAGGCUUCAGUUCAGCUAUGGGUGGUAUUUUACCUUCAUACAAGGCUUUGUGUACUUAGCACUCAUACGCUUACAAGGUUUCACCACGAAGCUAAUGGUGAACCCCUGGUCAACCUAUGUAAAGCUCUCUGCUGUUCUUAUGGGUUCUCAUGGAUUAACAAAGGGUUCCCUUGCUUAUCUUAACUAUCCAGCACAGAUCAUUUUCAAAUCAACUAAGGUACCUAAUUAUACCAUUUUGAUUUCAAUAUCUGUUUUUUAUCGGGAAAACAGAACAUCAUUUUUUAGUUUUUUGGGAAAGUAUAAUUCAAUUACUGAUGCUUCAUAUAUGUACUAUGAUAUUUCUCAGUAUUCCUCAAAAAUGUUAUGGUACUUUCUGAUAUUCCUUGAUUUUUUUGUUUGUCUCUCUAAGAUUCUAGAAAAUCACAGGAAUUUUUAUAGAAAAUAUAAAAAAAUAUAAGGAUACUUUCAUCAUUUUUUACACUGCCUGUUAUAUUGAGUGACUGCUGGGAGUAUAGAAAUAUCAGGAUAUUUUCAUCAUACUUCAGCUCUUUUAUUUUCCUGUUGGCAAAUUAAUAUGCUCUGUUCCAUAGUUGGUUAGAAAAUCUCUCUCGGUUCCUAUUGAAUUUGUUGUCAUGGGGUAUAGGUACUUCCUGUGAUGAUAAUGGGUGCCUUUAUUCCUGGAUUAAGAAGAAAAUACCCUCUCCAAGAAUACAUCUCUGCAUUGCUCCUUGUUGUUGGCCUGAUUCUUUUCACUCUAGCAGAUGCCAACACUUCUCCUAAUUUUAGUAUGAUCGGCGUCAUGAUGAUUAGUGGUGCUCUAGUGAUGGAUUCUUUUCUGGGUAAUUUGCAAGAAGCUAUUUUUACCCUGAAUCCUGAAACUACUCAGAUGGAGAUGCUUUUCUGCUCAACUAUAGUCGGGGCACCUUUCCUACUCGUGCCCAUGAUAUUAACCGGAGAGGUUUUCAAGGCCUGGAAAUCUUGUUAUCAGCACCCUUAUGUAUACGGCGUCUUGGUUUUUGAAGCAAUGGCAACCUUUGUAGGUCAAAUUUCUGUCCUAUCAUUGAUAGCUAUUUUUGGUGCUGCCACAACUGCAAUGGUAACAACUGCAAGAAAGGCAGUUACUUUGCUGUUGUCUUACUUGAUAUUUACAAAGCCGCUAACAGAGCAACAUUGCUCGGGAUUGCUGCUUAUAUGCAUGGGAAUUCUGUUGAAGCUUUUGCCUGAAACUAAACCUUCAGUUCGACCUAUGUCAUCUGAUGCCCCAAAGAAGCAAAUUAAAUAUCAUCUCAAAGAGUUUAAGAGAGUAUCAGAAAAAGGAGAAGAUGAAAUAGAAGAAGACAAGAGGCCUCUAGUCUAAGCUUUGAAGCUCUCUCUAGUUCUGGGUAUAAAAUGGUUUUUUAAGAAUUUGAAUUUUGGAUUCUAAUAAAUUCAGUUUCUCCUUGUACAAUAACACCGGGCUUGCAAUCUUGGGCAAUCUUUAUUUAUUUAUUUUUUAUUUAUUUAUUUUGGUAUUAUCAUUGUGCGAUAUCUUGUGUUUGAUUAGUCAAGUAG